UACCUUCAGAGCACACUGAGGGUGGGUGGAUUUUUGACAUUUCGUUUCAGCACAUCAGAUUUUUGUGCCAGAAUAAAAAUAUAAUAAAAAACUUAUUCAUCCCACAAAAUCUGUAAAUAAUGAUUCGUUUUAUUCUUAUUCAAAACAGAGCUGGCAAAACGAGAUUGGCAAAAUGGUACAUGAAUUUCGACGACGACGAAAAGCAAAAGUUGAUUGAAGAAGUGCAUGCAGUCGUGACUGUCAGAGAUGCGAAACACACAAAUUUCGUUGAGUUUCGCAAUUUUAAAAUAGUGUACAGGCGGUACGCCGGCCUAUACUUUUGCAUAUGUGUCGAUGUUAACGACAACAAUUUAUGUUACUUGGAAGCGAUACACAAUUUCGUUGAAGUCUUAAACGAAUAUUUCCACAACGUCUGUGAACUGGACUUAGUUUUUAAUUUUUACAAGGUAUAUACCGUAGUCGACGAGAUGUUCUUAGCUGGAGAAAUUAGGGAAACCAGUCAAACCAAAGUCCUAAAACAGUUAUUAAUGCUCAACUCUUUAGAAUAAUCCAAGAUAUUCGCCAUUCCAAUAGAUAUCUUAAUAAGUAAGUUGUCUCCAGACUUUUUGUUACAUGUUACAAAACAAAAGUUGAUGGGAUAAAAAAAUGAUUUAUUUACCUGCGAAAGAAGUAAAAAUAUAUAUUGUUAGAAUUCUCUCAUCGUUGAUAGAAAUACUUGUACUGUAUCGAAAAACUCGACGUGACCAAAAUAAUGUAAUAAUUCGCGAAUAAAAAUUUAAAAAAUUAUAGCAAUUUCUCUGUACAAAAAAUGUGACGCGUUCACAGUUUAACUGCAAUUAUAAUACUCAUCUCAGUUCUUUUUUGCUAUAAAAUAAUACUGAAAAGACAUUUUUUUAAGACAGUUUAUGGUGAUGUUUUGUUACACUUUGGUUUAAAAAUGCCUUUAGUAAUAAAUACCCUGAAUCUCUAA
Messenger RNA from Belonocnema kinseyi, 970 nucleotides. RefSeq names its product AP-2 complex subunit sigma (gene AP-2sigma). Gene Ontology annotation, biological process: clathrin-dependent endocytosis; intracellular protein transport. The transcript is spliced from 4 exons. Lineage: Eukaryota; Metazoa; Arthropoda; Insecta; Hymenoptera; Cynipidae. The record is from RefSeq and is a predicted model, not a curated record. Bases 120 to 548 code for a protein of 142 amino acids. Gene Ontology annotation, cellular component: membrane coat; intracellular membrane-bounded organelle; AP-2 adaptor complex. Gene Ontology annotation, molecular function: clathrin-cargo adaptor activity.